UCAUGAGAGAACGGCCCUUUUUUACCCUAACGCCGUAAGCUCGUUCCAAUUGGUGAAAAUUCCCCGAAAAAAAAAAAAAAACAAGUAGCACCGCUGUCGAAAAGCAACAUAAAAUUUACAAAAGAAAACUUGGUCAUAAAAAAAGGGUAAAAUGUAAGAGACAAAAAAAUACGGAGCAAACAGAAUAAUUACCAAACCGCUCACUUGGGAACCUCCUGAGACUUGUAAGUCUUAUCGGGGCUGAAGUUCUGGCCGUUCUUGAGCUCCGUGUCAGAGUAAGCGGGCCAGACGAUGCGAUUGUUCUUCUGGUCAACGACCGAGAGAGUGGUGAAGCCCUUGUCGGCGCCGAAGAAGUCGCUCCACUGAGCGCCGAUGUUGUACUCGUUGCCGUUGUCAUUGCACUUGUGGUUCGAGAUGGAUGCGCGCAGGGUGUCAAUCUUGUACUCGCACUUGCUCGAGGACUUGCCGGGUUGUUCAAUCUCAAACUUGAUCGUGCAGUCCUUGUCCUUUGAUUCGUCGUUUCCGUUGCCACCGCUGGUGCAUUUGCGGUUGAAGUUUUUGAUCUUCCAAUCGCCUUGGUCGUUGUUCUUCUUGUUCUUAUCCUCAUCCUCCUUCUUUUUGCGCUCCUCCUCCUCCUUCUUCUUGCGCUCUUCCUCCUUCUUCUUGCGCUCCUCAUCCUUCUUCUUCCUGUCCUCCUCCUCUUUCUUCUUGCGCUCUUCAUCCUUCUUCUUCCUGUCCUCGGUGCUCUCGCCGGAGGAACCGUUCCUAAGGGGGCGGCGACUCCAGUUGAAGCCCCAGUCGUAGGGUUCGGAUCCGGCGCCGUCCCACUUGAGCACCUCCUCGUACUUGUAGGGCUUCACCGUGGUCUUCUUGUGGUCGGACUUCUUGAACUUGUCCUUGCCGGGCUCGUCCUUGCCGAACAAACCAUUGUAGACCGAUUCCCCAUUAAACUCAUUAAAACCUUUGAACAAGUCGCUAGGGGGAAUGAACGGCUUAGGCGUCGGGGCGGCUGCAGCGGUGGUGGCCAGGCAGACCAGGGCGGCGGCUGUUGUGCACUUCAUUUUGAAACUGUUUGUGUGAGUAGUAAGAAAAGGAGUUACGGAGCUUUUUGUUUGUUUGUCAGUCUUCCUAUAGUUGUGAGUGAAUAACUUGGGAAAGCUAUAAAGUUCGUCUUUAGUCGGAUAUCAACAAGAAUGGCUAUGGCUUGGGUGUUAGUUAAGUCGGGUUGUGUGGGUAAGGUCGGUCGGGUCGUUAUACUGUCUGUGAAGACCAAUAGGUAGACUCAAGUAAAAUAGACAAAGAGAACUGUCAAGCUAAUUCAGGAGAGAGACAAAUGUGAUGAAAUGGGAAAGAGAAGAGAUGAUGUGAGUAUGAUGAUGGUGAUAAUGGUGUCAGAACGCAACGACACAGAGAGCACUCGCUCAGUUAUUUGUAAAAUCUCCAUGGCCAUACAUUCUUUGCACAAGCCUCACUGCCUCACCAACAAACAUGCCGCGGCGUCAGGAACGGCAACCCGAUGCGCUUCCCUGGAGCCUGCAUUCUGACACCGCGGCCGACGAGAGUACAUACUGCUUGCCGACAUUUAGUGUGUUGGAACCCUGUCCUUACUGCGUUGAAGGAGCGCCGAGUACUGUAUCGCGGCCAGAAAAGGUGUAGGCGUCUUGGCAAGAUCCAAAAGAAGAUUUGAUCGGUGGCUAAGCAGCUUGUGGACAGGACAACGGUUCUGGCGCGAAGUAGAGGGAGCUUGCUGACGCGACCGAAGAGACUGUGGUCCGCCUAAGCACAGCCAGUAAGACCAAGGGUUGGGUGAUUUUUCAGUGUGGGUGGCCCAGUAAUCACUGCAGUCAUCAUCUUUGUCUUAAUAUUCUUCCCCCCCGCGUCCAACCCAUUCAAAGGAUUUGUACGUUACAAUACUGAUCUUGCAAUUCAUUCCAAUUGAAAUGCAUGGAAGAUAGAGUCACUUUACCUAAGGUGUACAUUUCGUUGAUGGUUUCUUUUUCAAACGGACAAAAAAAAAAGGCUUCGAGCACAAACAGCCUCUGCACCCAGGAGACCUUCAACAGCAAAAUUGGAAACUUAUCCCACCAACUACGCAAAAGCCUCGAGGCUGUUGCCUCCACAGAUGAAAAAGGGAGAUUAUCUGGUUUGUUACGUGCCCAAGGUUGGAAAACUGUUGUCGUUCUCGAGGGUUUCCGUGAGUUGAUCAUGAAGCCCAUCGGUAAAAGGAAAUCAGCACAGGAGAGAAGGAAGUUGCAUGGCGCAAGUGAACAAACCAGACUCCAUUCAACCAGAACCGGUUUAAUCCCGGAGACUCGUGCGACUUUGUAAGCCCGUUAUCGCCAGUUCUGGACAAAUUGAUGCAUCUGAUUAUUAGUGCCUUCGAUUCUACCUACCUACCUACUGUAAUCAUACAAAAGUGCUCUCUGUCUGCCCUUCGUACCGCCAUUCGUCCUAGAAUGCGGCAACGUUAUCGAGGCCACCCCGCCAACUUCGUGCCUGCACACGAGCACAUCGUCGACAGUAACAGUUGGCCAUGUCUCGAUUCACACUCAACAACUAACUGGCAUUCGCCCAGCCCAAACCACCCGAAACACCACAAUGAUCUAUUAGACGAGGCGAUCCUGCAGCCGCCGUCCCCGACCUCCUGGCAGUGUUCCUCGUCAGUUCCCACAUCAGCAGAAGACGCUUCCGGUCUUGCUAGCCUGAUCCACGACGUGCACUACCAGUCGACGGGAGUUGGCGGCUUGACCUUGGACGACAUUGUUGCCCAGUCCCUCUCACUCGACCCUGCUACCUCUUUUGAAUUCCACCAGUUCAACCAAGACGCCGACAAUCACACUCAUCUGCAACAGUCUUCAAUCACCACAGCAGUUGACACCUCCAUCCUGGACCCUUCCUUUUGGGACCCGACACUCAUCCUGGACCCGUCUAUCGCUUCUGAAAUCCCACUCUUCCCUACCCUUGAACACUCAUCUUCUGUGAGCCCUGUCGACUCCUUCUUGACUCUGGACACGCCGUCGCUUGCUUCUAGCGUCUCCUCUCUUAGUCCGAAGGAGUUUGCUAGCAGCGAGUUUGGUGACGCCCUAGUUCCUAACAAGGGUCACCAUGCUCGUGAGAACAAUAAGUCUGCUGGCGGUACGGACAACAAGAAGAAAGUUACCAAGGACAAGAUGGCGCCCGCGAUGUCCGUUUUCUCUGUAAAGACCUCGGUCUCUGGCCGAAAACGGACGCGCGAUGCGCAGGCCACUCCUCCUGAAGAAAAUGAAGACGAAAUUUUGGCGGACAAGCGGCGUCGCAACAACGCCGCGGCUGCCAAGUAUCGUCAGAAGAAGGUUGAUCGCAUCUCUGAGCUUGAAGAUUGCGUCGCCGAGAUUUCCAAGGAGCGGGAUGACCUCAAGUUGCAGCUUGCGAAGCGGGAUGAGGAGAUUCGGAUACUGCGGGAGAUGCUCAUGGGGAAGAAGUAGUUUGGUACUAUGUCUAGAUUUGAUCGACUAUUCAAACAGUGACUAAUUACUCUUGUUAUCAUCAUCAUGCUUCGUGGUGCCCCCUGUAUGCUUCAAAUUGCAUGAUUCUACUGGCAAUCAGUAUCGCACAAGGUGAUAGUUUGAUUCUUUGGUCGUCAAGUUCGGAGAUCAUGACUGAGUUGGAGUCAGUUGUGAGUUUUGUUGUCUUCUUUAGAGUGUGUUUUCUUUAGCGUUUGUGCUGGCCCCUCUGUAUUGCCAGUCUUUGCAACGAAAACGAAAGUGUUUUGUUUGUAUACCAGCUUUUCUUUCCUCAUCGGCAUAACCACCGACGGC
This is a messenger RNA of Pyricularia grisea, 3797 nucleotides long. RefSeq lists its product as uncharacterized. The record is from RefSeq and is a predicted model, not a curated record. The transcript has 6 exons. Gene Ontology annotation, biological process: regulation of transcription by RNA polymerase II. NCBI's taxonomy places the organism in Eukaryota, Fungi, Ascomycota, Sordariomycetes, Magnaporthales, Pyriculariaceae. The coding region runs from base 2358 to 3464 and encodes 368 amino acids. Gene Ontology annotation, cellular component: nucleus. Gene Ontology annotation, molecular function: DNA-binding transcription activator activity, RNA polymerase II-specific; RNA polymerase II transcription regulatory region sequence-specific DNA binding.